AUGCUUCGCUCGUUUCUGCGCAGUACGCCUCGUCUUACGGUUCUUCGCAACCAACUCGCACCAGGACCUUUCACGCAUACGCCUAUCCGUACCAUGUCCCUCCCCACCACCAUGAAGGCCGUCGUGGUCGAGCAGACCGGCGGCCCGGAGGUGUUGCAGUUCCAGACAGCAUACCCGGUGCCAACCCCACAGGAGGGCCAGCUGCUAGUGCGGAACAAUAUCUCUGGCGUCAACUUCAUUGACACCUACUUCCGCACAGGGCUGUAUGCCUCAGCCAAGCCCGAGGUGCUGGGCCGCGAGGGUGCCGGCACCGUCGCGGCAGUGGGACCCAAUGCCAGUGGGUUCCAGGUCGGAGACCGCGUGGCCUGGCUGGCGACCAGCGGAUACGCUGAGUACACUGCGGUGCCGGCGGCCAAGACGGUGAAGAUCCCGGAUGGGGUGAGCGACGAGGAGGUCAUGGCCUCGUUCCUCAGCGGCUUGACGGUGCUCUCGUUUGUCAAGGAGACUUACCCCGUCCAGAAGGGCGAGUGGGUGCUUGUCCAUGCGGCUGCUGGUGGCGCUGGCUUCCUCAUGACUCAGAUCCUCAAGACCAUCGGUGCCAAGGUUAUUGGUACUGCUGGUGGACCUGAGAAGUGUGCGCUUGUCAAGGGAUUGGGUGCUGAUGUGGUCAUUGACUACCGCAGCGAGGAGGGCAAGGACUGGGUGAAGAAGGUCAAGGAGGCGACAGGAGGCCGUGGCGUCGAUGUCGUCUAUGACUCCGUCGGCCAAGAUACCUGGGAGGGCAGCUUGGAGGCUGUCAAGCGCAAGGGCACCAUCAUCUGGUUUGGCAAUGCGAGCGGGCCGGUGCCUCCUCUACCUCUUCCGUAUGAUCAUUCUCCUUGUAUGGAACUAUACCAGAUGGACAGUCAUGCUGAUGAGCUUUUUGUUAGGAAACUCUCCCCCAAGUGCGUCAAGGUUGCUCGUCCCACCCUCUUUGGGUAUAUUGAGACCCGGGAGGAGUUUGAAUACUACACCAACGAGCUUUUCAGCCUGCUGAAGUCGGGUCAGCUCAAGACUAAGAUCCACAAGGUCUACCCACUCGAGCAGAUUGCCCAAGUGCACAUUGAUCUCGAAGGGAGAAAGACCAUGGGAAAGCCUCUUUUGAAGCCCUGA
Molecule: messenger RNA, 1152 nt
Organism: Penicillium alfredii
Lineage: Eukaryota; Fungi; Ascomycota; Eurotiomycetes; Eurotiales; Aspergillaceae
Product: quinone oxidoreductase family protein
Exons: 2
Coding region: 1-1152 (383 amino acids)
Biological process (GO): cellular response to oxidative stress
Cellular component (GO): cytoplasm
Molecular function (GO): quinone reductase (NADPH) activity; zinc ion binding
Source: RefSeq, a predicted model, not a curated record